Molecule: messenger RNA, 2448 nt
Organism: Nicrophorus vespilloides
Lineage: Eukaryota; Metazoa; Arthropoda; Insecta; Coleoptera; Silphidae
Gene: Dsp1
Product: high mobility group protein DSP1
Exons: 6
Coding region: 22-1452 (476 amino acids)
Biological process (GO): regulation of transcription by RNA polymerase II
Cellular component (GO): nucleus
Molecular function (GO): DNA binding, bending
Source: RefSeq, a predicted model, not a curated record
GCGAGGCUUGAUCAGGUAGUCAUGUCGGAACAUCACAGAGGCAAUUGGGGCGGUAGGGAAGACGGGAUGUGGUGGUCUGGAGCGGUCGCCGCUGAUCAGCAGACCCUGCAGCAUCACCAGCACAUGCUGCACCAGCAGCAAUUGGCGGCGGGGCAGCCACCCCCACAACAGCAGCAGCCCCCAUCCCAAGCCCCUCAGCAGCAGCAGUCGCAGCAGCAACAACAGCAGCAGCAAAUUAGCACGGCAGCCCCGACUCAGCAAGAGCAAAUAUUUUCCUACAAAAUGGCCAGUAGCUUCCAGAAUCCCGCGACCACCAUCUCGAAUGUGUCUUCCACGUCCCCGGUCGGGGCGGCGGGUAUUAGGGGUUAUGAUUAUAGACUCGGGGGCGGCAUGGCGGGCGGAAAUCCGGCGAUGAGCGCGCCAGCGCCUGCCGCCCAAUGGUGGUAUCCUAGUGCAAUGGACAAUUCUAUGCAAAGUAAUAACAUGCAGCAGCCUCAAAAUAACGGACAAAACAAUAUGCAACAACCGAACAAUCCUAAUAUGCAAAAUAUGCAACCUGUACAUACUCCUCCUCCAGUGUCACAGUCCCAGCAGCAGGCUAACUUUGCAGAGGCUCAAAGGCAAGAAGUACAGAGACAACAGGCAGAGGCGCAUCAUAGACAGCAAGUCGAGGCGCACGAAUUGCACAGGCAAGCCGUUGAAGCAGCACAUAGGCAACAGCAGGCUAAUCACCAGAAUCAGUUGCACAGUCAGCAGACGCAGGGCCAUCCACCUGUCGCAAAUCAUCAGCUGAAUCAUCAUCAGAUAACAGCGGUACAUCCACCUGUACCUCACAAGACCAGAAUGCCGCGUGGUAAAGCUGAUGCUAGACCCAGGGGUCGCAUGACCGCCUACGCCUUCUUCGUUCAAACUUGCCGCGAGGAACACAAGAAGAAACACCCAGAAGAGAACGUUGUAUUUGCCGAGUUCUCGAAGAAGUGUGCUGAAAGAUGGAAGACAAUGGUUGAUAAGGAGAAGAAGCGUUUCCAUGAGAUGGCCGAGAACGACAAGAAGCGUUACGACCUGGAGAUGCAACAUUACACACCACCCAAGGGUGAGAAGCAAAGGGGAAAGAAAAGGAAGCAAAUCAAGGAUCCUAAUGCUCCCAAGAGAUCUCUAUCCGCUUUCUUCUGGUUCAGCCACGAUGAGAGGGGUAAGGUCAAGGGCGCUAACCCCGAAUACGGCGUUGGUGAUAUUGCCAAAGAAUUGGGAAGAAGAUGGUCAGAUGCAGAUCCGGAGACCAAAUCAAAGUACGAGCAGAUCGCCGACAAGGACAAGGCUCGCUACGAGAAAGAAAUGACUGCUUACAAGAAGAAAAACAAUCCUCUCAUGGUGCAACAGCCGGCACCUGUACCUGAACCGGAGGAGGAGGAGGAAGAAGAGGAGGAAGUAGAAGAAGACGAGGACGAUUAAUCAUAAAGAAGAAACGAAAGUCUAAGUCACCUCUCGCGCAUCGCCUUCAUUCAUUCCUUUGAUAUAUUGUACAUAUAUAGCAGUGUUGUGUUCUCAUAUUUUUACAUGCGUCUGUUUGAUUGAGCGUACUUACAAGGCAAAAAACAACAACAACCAAUUCAAACAACAAAAUUAUUAGUAUAUAUAAUUAUAUAUAAACUGAAUGUGUGAAUGAUUCUCUCGAAUGAUUCGUGAACCGUCUCAAAACAGCAAAAUUAAUUAAACUUCUUAUAACUUAAUAAUGAGAAGACUGUUUUUUUAUCAUUAGGCUGGACCACACUCAGCGGAACAGCUGAGGAAUAGGAAAUGUUUAUAUAUUUCAUUACAUAAAUAUCGAGUCAAAUUUUCAUUUAACGUUACUUAUCUAUAUAUUAUUUUUUUAAUUAUAUUCGUUUAACCGAUGUCUCGAGAGACCCAUGAAUAGAGCGCUUGUCGUCAUCUAGGAGGAAUUGUAUUUUGUUGUCAAUACUUUAAUUUAAUUUUUGUUUUACUUCUUUAAGACGGGUUCAAUUUAAAUUCUCAUAUAUCCCCUUACAAAAAAAACAUGCAUACAUCCACCCCAGCCCCCCGAUUCACGUUGACACACAAAAAUAAAAAACUUUGAUGGCAAUCCCCCCAUUGCUUUUCGCACGUUUGGACGAAAGAGCAAAAGAAGAGGCGAAACAAUUGAUCAGGUGAGUACAUUUAGUUCAAAUUGUGCAAUAAAUGGAGAAGUGAUAUAAGUACAAAUAACUUUCGAGAUAUAUUUCAUAUUUUUCUUUUAAUAUUUAUUGCCACAAUUGGAAGUAGAUGUGCCGCAUCGGAUUGCCUAAGAAAGUAUUUUCUUAUUUGUAUUUUAUAUUUUUUUUUCUCUAAUUAGCGACGGCAUACGUAACACUAUGUAUGUAUGAUGUACACGCGUCGCUCGUAAUCUUUAGGUUUUAAUUGUUCGUUUGUUUAUAUAUUUUUUGAGAGAAA